Messenger RNA from Durusdinium trenchii, 522 nucleotides. The record is from the annotation of a GenBank genome assembly. NCBI's taxonomy places the organism in Eukaryota, Dinophyceae, Suessiales, Symbiodiniaceae.
AUGCGGCCUUCCAGGGGGCGCCCGAUACGCUCGCGGCCUUCGAGGACCAGCACCGGCACGGAUGCUUCUCGACUCUUCCAGCGCUUGGACGCCGACCGCGACGGAGCCGCCUGGAGCGACACCGGUGAUUCGUUCCUGGGCCUUCCCGACCUGGCGAACCUCUUCCGUGCCUUUCAGCCCGACUGCCCAUCGACGGUUUUGGCCGAGGCCUUCCGCCACUUCGGGUUGGAUCAGAAAACAUGCAUCGACGAGGAGGACUUUUGCACUCGACUGGAGGCCAAUCGCAUCGAAAGACUCGAGGAGGCAGGAUGGACGCAGUGCUUCAGCUGGAUGCCAGGUCCUGAAGCGCGGUGCUUGGUGCCCAGCGAAGCAGAAGGGCUUUUGAAGUUGCUGGGAUCCAAUGUCUCGAAUCUGCCAGCAGAGUGUAAUGACCUGGAGUUUGUCAUCCCAGGACCCCCCGUAGAUCGGACAUGGGGAGAAGGACAUCGCGCUGUGUCCACUUCUUUGGUUCAUAAAAGAUAG